Chironomus riparius is the source of this 7453-nucleotide messenger RNA. NCBI's taxonomy places the organism in Eukaryota, Metazoa, Arthropoda, Insecta, Diptera, Chironomidae. The record is from the annotation of a GenBank genome assembly.
UAAAAUUUUAAAAAAUACAAAAUAUAAUUUUGGAAAACCUUAAAAGUUUUAAAAUUUUAAAAAAUAAAAAAUUCCAAAAAUUGAAAUAUUCAAUAAAAGUUGCAAUUUAAUAGAAUAUCAAAGAAAAAGUUGCAAAAAGUGAAAAAAGUGUUUAAAUUUCAAAUAAAAAUAGCCAAAAAUUCCAAAAUUAAAAAAGUCAAUGAAAAAAUUUAAAAACUGCCAGCAAAAUUAGAAAAAAAUUAGUGAAAUAAUCCAGAGAAUCUACAAGAUUCAUAGAAAAAUUAAAAGUUGCAAAUUAAAAAAAAAAUCCCAAAGUUUAGUUUCAAAAUUUGCAAAAAGUCUCCAAAAGAAUAUAAAAUUUCAAUGUAAAAGAAUCAAAACAAAAUUUCAAGAAAGAAAUAAAAAGAAAAGAAAAUCUUGAACACACAGUGUGACAAAAUAAAAGAUUCAGAAGAGAAAUCUCAAAAUUAAACAAGAAGAAAUUUUGAGAAGUCAAAAUAAUUUUUUUGUGAAAGAUUGAAAAAAUAAUCAGCGACGACGAAGACUAAAACGUCAGUGACUGGUACCAAACCUGUAAAUAGCAGCUUCCAUGGGCCGUAUAAAACGAAUGCCACAAAGAUGUCUAAUACGAAUCCGAAUUACGGGCAUAGUAAAAUUUUAAGUAACUUAAUUCAUGCUAUGAAUCAUUCGUCAUCAUCCAACGCAAUGACAUCAUCUAGUGCUGGCAAUGGUGCAUCAAUGGUCGCUUGCUCAUCGAGCUCAUGCGAUCGUCAGUCACCGCUCUUGCAAGGCUAUUUAUAUAAAAUACAUAAACGUAAUGGAAAGACGCAAAAAUAUUUUGUUAUUUUUGACGAUGUCCCUGAUAAGCCAGGCACAGGUCGACUCGAGUAUUUUGAUAGCGAAAAGAAGUUUAAGUCAGCCAUGGCGAAAAGUAAAACAGGCGGCAUAACAAAUGAAAAGAGAAGCAUAAUUUUAUGUACAUGCUUCAACAUAAAUCGUCGUUUUGAUACAAAAUACAGAAAUGUCAUUGGACUUUAUCGUAAAGAUGAUACAUUCAGUAUAAUGGCAAAGGACGAGUCAGAAUGUAAUUCAUGGCUUAAACAGAUGCUGAUAUUACAGCGCGGUAAAGAGUCCGUCGAUGCCGAUCAACCACGACCUACAUUCGAACAUGUCUGGGAGGUUGACAUUAUCAGACGAGGAUUGGGCGACAGUUAUGGAAUUGUUGGACCGUAUCGUGUAUGCAUUACCGACACCACAUUAUCACUUGUCAGAAUUGGACCCCCAACGACAAGUGUCGGCACAAAUCGUCCCGAUAAAGUUGAUUUUGCAUUAGCACAUAUGAGACGAUGCGGUUCAACGCAAAGUGUUUUCUACUUGGAAGUAGGUAGAUUUACAUCAACCGGGGCUGGUGAGAUUUGGAUGGAAACAUACGAUCCAAUGAUUGCUGAAAAUAUGAACACAAUAAUCCUCAAUACGGCACAAAAGAAGGCAAAUUCACACAGAACUGAAGAGAAUUUGGGUCCGAUGAUGAGAAUAAGAUCACAAUCAGCGAAUGAGACAUCAAAGCCUUUGAAUCAUCGACGCUCAACGUUGACUGGAAAACCAAAUUUUUCUCCUUCCGAAUUGCCAGAUUCGACAGAAUCAUCAGCCACAUCCACCGGUACAAUAAUAUUGAAUCAAAAUGCACUCAAGCCAAAAAAUAAUCAGACACAUUCUGUGAGUCAAAUGUCAUUACAAUCAACAGGCAUUGCAACUUCAGCUGCCUCACUCAAUAAAUGCCAUAACACGUCAAAUGUCGUUGUCGAUAAGACGAACAACAAAUGUAAUGUAAUUCAAUGUUCAUAUCCAACAUCGUGUAAUAAGGAGCAACAACAACCAUCAUCACAACCUUCCACAUCAAAUUCAAGUAUAUCCAUAUCGACCAUCACCGCCAAUAAUGUUAUGUCAACAUCAUCGCCGUCCUCAUCAAUGAUUUAUCAUCAAAGAGCAUUAUCAUUACCGCAAAAUUCGAAUUCAAUUCUCGCUGUAAAUGCAAAUCAAACAGCACAAACGUCAUCAAAUAAUAGUAAUAGCUUUAAUAUAAGUAAUAAUAAGGGCAACAAUAACAGUAAUAAUAAUAACAAUAAUAAAGGAUUUGCCAUUCAACCUGUGCAUCAUCGUACGAGAUCGUUACCAUUAACAGAAGAGACUGCCAUUGAUUUUACCUCACAAUCACCACCAAAUUUUACAAAAUAUUCAUCAUUACACAGUACAACGAUAACAGUAACAUCACCGACACCAACAACAUCAUCAUCAUUGUCGUCUUCAUACACCUCAAGUGGCGUUAUUAUUGAAUCAAAACAGAACAACAAUUCAAUGGAGAGCAUCAUUGAAGAUUAUCAAAAUAUGGAUGUUGUGAAUAAUAAUAGCUAUCGAUCUAAUAAUGGUGGCAGUAGUAUUUUGAAGCAGCUGUCAAAAAUUGCCAAUUCAAAUUUCUCAUCGCACAAUAGCAAUGCUUCUUCAUCGCCAUCACAACUUCGUAAAAAGCGCCAACAUCAUAAUGUCAUGACGGCGUCAUUGAGGAGCUCAUCAGCAUCGACACGUGAGAGAUGUGAUAGUUUUCCAUUAACACGAAUCCGAACAACGAGUGACACGACGCCAACGCAUUCACAGACACCUCAACAGAAUGGAAAUUAUGCGAAUAAUAACAAUAAUACCAUAAAUAAUAAUAUAAGUAUGCCACCUCCAAGAAGACCCGUUUCUAUGUCGUAUGCAUCGCAGCGUUAUGGUAACAGUCCACCAAACAAUUCAUCACCAAUCAGCCCACCUUCAUGUUCCGAAAGUGAUGCCUCAUCGGCGAGCAUUGACGAGACUGAUGGAUUCAUACACUCAAUGACACUUGAGGAGCAUGGAAAUUUGCGAGAUUACCAAAAGAAGGAGAGUCCAAUCCCGCCACAUGAAGCUUAUGUCGACAUGCAUCCAUAUAGUCCAUAUAGCUGCAGUCCCGGUGAUCCUCCACAUAAUGCAUACAUGCCAAUGUCACCUGGUGACUACCGAACGGGAAUGUAUGUCAACUCCGGUGCACAUAGUCGUGCUUCAAGUCUUGCAGAAGACAAUGAGGGCUACGUACCAAUGCAUCCAGCCACGAAUCACGAUAGUUACCUUCAAAUGUCACAACCCGAAGAUUACAUGAACAUGCAACCAGCCAAUAAUCAAAUGUCAAUUCAUGGUGGUGAAUUGAGUUCAGCGACAUCAAGUUGCAGUAUUACAUCCGGCACACCAUCAACAGAUAUUCGAUUCUCUGAAUAUCAUUUAGAUAAGGUGCAGGCUCGAUUUACACCGAGUGAGGAUGAUGAAUUAUUGGACAGACCGCCAAGGACGUAUUCAGUCGGUAGUAAGCUUGAGCAUACAAAGAGAAAGCUUCAUAUUGAUCGUGUUGCUGCCGAACAUUCAAAUCUAAGACAUCGAGCUUAUUCAGUCGGUUCUCGUAAUAUAAAAGUAUCGAGAGCUGAAUUGACAAGUCAUAGCGGUAGUCAUACACCAUCAUCACAUAAUUCACCUGUUGCCAUGAAUCAUCACGAGAUCAAUAAUAAUACGAGUGGUAAUAAUAAUAAUAAUAAUGCAAAGAAUAAGAAAUCAUCGAGUGCACCGUUAUUAGCGAAUGUAUUGGGAAAGACUGGUCAUGGAUCAUUCGAACAAAUGGAUGAUUUAAUGGAAAUAGAUUUUAGUAGUCAAAGUAGUGGAUCGAGCCUAACUCGUGUGAAUACGAGUAGUACACCAAUAAAAAGUUCACCUGUAAAUAUUCCAAGUAAGCCAAAUGAUAAUUAUAUGAAUAUGUCGGGACGUCAAUCGAACAAAUCGAGUUGUUCAGCCGGUAUAAGUCCAUAUGUCGAUAUGAAGCCAACAGCAAGUCGACGUGUAAGUGAGAAUAAUGACUAUAUGGAUAUGAAUCCAGCAUCAUCAACAACACUGCGAACAUCAAAUACCUCAACAAGUCUAUCAAGUUCACCGCUUAAAGCUUUAACAACGCCAACAGCGAGUGCUCCACGUUCUGUACCAGCAACGAGCAAUACAACUGGUAGCACCAACAAUAAUAACAGCAACAAUAAUAAUAGUAAUUACAUGGACAUGUCACCACGUUCUUAUGAUAUAAGCUCAAGAAAUAAUCAUCGAAAUACCCGCAUGACAUCAUCUGUUACAUCAUUAUCAUCACAGAAAUUAUCAUCCGAUGAUUAUUUGAAUAUGAGUCCAGUCAAUAAGAGUCUACCCGAUGUUGAUCUUCCAAAGCGUUCGAGUGUACCUGACGGAUACAUGGAAAUGUCAUGGACGAAAACAAAUAAGAAGAAUCAAGCAGCAGCAACACGUAAUAAUGCCAAUGAUAAUCCAUCGUCAUCAUCCGAUGAGUACAUCAACAUGGAUUAUAGUAACAAUAAUGAUGGUGCUGGUACAAGUGACUCAAGCUCAUCAGCAAAAGACCGUUCAAUAUCCCUGCCAAUUACGAUAAAUAAACGAUACAGUAACAGCUCUAGAUCUCAAAAAUCAUCAAAAUCUGGUAGUAUUGAAAAUGGUCCACCUGCUUUCCUUCCUCUAACUGGCACUAAUCAAAUUACAGCCAGUGUAAGUCCAACAAGAUCAACAAAUAUCAGUCGAACACGAUGUGAUAGUCGUGAUAGUGGAAUUGUUGGUACACCAUCUGGUUCACAAGCUACAAUAUUUCCAUUUUCACCAGGCAGUCCAAUGAAGCAGUUCGAUCCAAUCGAUGACUCAAAUUUGCCAAGAAAAUGUCUCGUUGAUGGAUCAACAGGAACAAUAAAGCUGAGUGAAGACGACAUAAUAGAGGAGGAACCAAGAACGCCUGUGCCAAUGGGCAUGACAAGUAAUAACAGUGAGAAGCAACUCGACACACUGAGCAAUGAUUAUGCAGUAAUGAAUCUCGGUGAGCCGGUUUCAAAGAAGCCAAAUUUAGCUGCAACGCCCGUCCAAAUAAAAUCAUCAUCAUCGUUAAGUGCCAAUGCAACAAGUCAUUUUUUAGCAAGUCCGGAUUCAGAAAAUCACGAUUACAUAAAUUGUAUGCCCAGCGCGCAUAUCAACUCAUCACAAAAAAUUGUAACACCCACACCAAUUAUACCUCAACAUAACAAUAACAAUAAUAAUUCCGUUGAGGCUGGUGAUUAUGCUCUCAUGAAUCCGGUUAAAGCAGCAUCAUCACCAAUUGCAAAGCAAGCGCAGCAACAAUGUGAUAGUGACAUACCACCAGUGACAUCAUCGAAAAAAUCAUUACUUUUAACAAUAUCGAGCCAUGAGAAAUUGAAUACCAGUAAUUCGUGCUUUAAACCAAUCGUUGAAGACUCUGAUUCGAAUUCAAUGAGAAAUCAUCCUUUGUUACAGCGUCAUGUUUCGGAGAAGGGUCAUCGAUCGUCAAAUGAUACUGGCUAUGAAAUAUUAUCGCGACCUAGCUUGUCUCGUCCAAAUUCUGUAAAUAGUGAAAAAAUAAAGUGCUCCACUAGUGGCUUCUUAUCAAAUCGACCUAAUUCAGCAAAUAGCGAACGAUUGGCGCUUAGUUCUACCUCAUCAUCCACCUCAACCCUAUGCGAAAUUCAAAGUCAAUGUUCAUCAAGUUCAACAUUAAAAAAUAUUAUGAUGGACACAACAUCCGGAGUACCUUCACCAAUGAGCAUAAUAUCGCGACCUGAAUCAGUAUCAUCCGAUGUGCACAUGACAUCGAGACCUCCAUCUGUCACCUCGGAACGUGAGCUUCAUUAUGCAAGUUUAGAUUUGCCGCCAUGCAGUAAUACAAAUCUUAUACAUUUAGCUCAACAACAGAAAAUGGAUGUUGAUGAAACGAGCGGAACAAAGAUGGACUUCACAACAAGUUCUAGUCCGCAAACAUCAUCAUCAUCCUCGUCGUCAGCCUCAUCGCAACAAUCUCAGCCAGCUUUCACUUAUGCUCAAAUUGACUUUGUCAAGUCAGAAAGUCUGAAAGCUCAACAGCAACAAACUAAUAAUAAUAGUAAUAAUAAUAACCAGUCAGGUAGUAAAAAGUAAAAGAAAAUUUACAACAACAAAAAAAAAUUUAAAUAAAAUAAAACUAAAUGAAACUGAAAUAAAAUGAAAUUUUAUCUAUGAAACCAAACUGCCGCCUAAAAUACAUGAAGAAAUUCACAAAAAUUUGUGAGAAAAAAAAAUGUGUAGAGUAAGUAAAUUAAUUUAUCUAAAAGAUGGAAAAAUGAUGAGGGGUUGGGGGUCUGGGGAUGGAAAAAUAUUAGAUUGAAAGUGAAAUUUUUACACAAAAUUUGAAGAAUUUUAUAAAUUCCUAAAUCUCUAAAUUUAGGAGAAUUUUUUUAAAUGUUUGGCAAAAAUAAAAUUUUUUAUAUGGACGAUUUGAUAAAUUUAAUGGAAAAAAUUCAGCAAGUUUUGUGGAGAAAUUUUAAAUUUUUGAAGGAAAGUUGAAAUUUAAAAGUUUCUAAUGGAAAAAUAAAACUUGAAAGUUUAAUGCAAAAACGAAAUUUAAAAGUUUAACGGAAAAAUAAAAUUUGAAUAUUUUGGAAAUUGAAAAAAUAAUUGAAAAUUCAAUUAAUUUGACAAGAAUUUUAUAGAAAAUUUACAAACCAAAAAAAAAAUGAAAAAAUAAAAAUAAAUCAAAAUGUGUCAAAUUUUCUAAAAUUCUUGUUGAAAAAUUGAUGAAAAAAAUUAAAAUUUGAUAUAAAAAAAUUCAAUAAAGCAUUUUAAUCAAUUUUUCCACUCGAACCCCGACCCUAGGAGCAAAAAAAAUAUGAAAAAAUAAUGUUUUUAGUUAAAUUAAGGAAGUUUUUUAAAAACAGAAGUUACAAUUUAAGAACGAAGAAGAAAACACUAAAAUAAUUGUCAUUAAGUAAAUGAAAUUUUUGAACCAUAAAAUGGAUAUAAAAAAAUGAAAUGUCACAAUGCAAUUACUAAGGAUUUUAUAAUAUGAAUAAGUACCAUAACUUAGCUGAAACUUAUUACCUAUUUUAUACGAAAAAAAAGAUGAAUUAAAUUAAGGAUGAAUAUGGAUUAAAUUAAUGUAGUAAAUUAAGGACUAGAUUAAAUUAUUAGUGGAAAAAGGAAAGAUAGAAAAUAAGCUUAAAGAUGAUAAAAUCAAGUCGUUUAGUUUAAGAACAGAGAAAUUUAAGCAGAAAUAGAAUCGACCGGAUUGCGAACGAAAUUGUUUAAAUUUGGGACUCUUAGAGUAAAUUGAAGGAAAUAAAAAAAACCAACCUUAGAUGAUAAUUUGAAUUAUAAUCAUAGGCUAAAUUGAUUCUUGUUUGUAAAACUUGAAACCAAUACGUUUAUUCAUGGUAUACUAAUUCAUUUAUGAAUACAUGAUAACAUAGUGCAUAAGGAUGAUGUUAAAUUAAGAAACAGAAAAUUUAAAAAAAAUCACAAUUUGAGGUUUUUUUUUUGAAAAAUUGAAAUUUUCAAUAAAAAUUUAAAUAAUUUAAAAAUUGAAUGCCAA